This is a messenger RNA of Dichotomopilus funicola, 1431 nucleotides long. RefSeq lists its product as uncharacterized. The transcript is spliced from 2 exons. The record is from RefSeq and is a predicted model, not a curated record. The coding region runs from base 1 to 1431 and encodes 476 amino acids. Gene Ontology annotation, cellular component: extracellular region. NCBI's taxonomy places the organism in Eukaryota, Fungi, Ascomycota, Sordariomycetes, Sordariales, Chaetomiaceae.
AUGAAGUUCAACAGCGUGCUGGCCACUGCGGCCACCUUGGCCCCCCUAGGUGUCUCCGCCGGUCCUACCCCCAAGCCCAGCAAGAUGAGAGAGAUGAUGGCCCUCAAGACCAAGCAGUGGGCCGAAGCCCGCGAGCAGGGCCUCUUUGGCGGAUCUGCCCUCUACAGCAAGGUCACAUCCGCGACGACUUGCAAAAACGGCGUCGCCAACGGCUACCACUGCAACAACGUCGACCUGCACGGGUUCCUCAGCCACGAGGACCUCGGUUCGCAGGAGCAGGCCGGUAACGACGUCUGGGGCUGGACCUCGCCCGACGGCCGCGAGUUCGGCCUUGUCGGCCAGGCGGACGGCACGGCUUUCGUCGAGAUCAACAAGGACGACGGCUCGCUGCGAUACAUCGGCCGCCUCAACACCCAGACCACGGCCUCCAGCUGGCGUGACGUGAAAGUCAUCGGUGACCACGCCUACAUCGGCUCCGAAGCCGCCGGCCACGGCGUGCAGAUUUUCGACCUCACCCGGCUCCUUCAGGAAAGCCGCCAGGCCACCGUCAACGCAAGCGCAUGGCGGCCACGCGUGUUCAGCACGCAGAACGACCUCACCGCGCUCUUCACCGGCGCCGACGCCCUCGGCUCCACCCACAACAUCGUGUCGCACGCCGCGUCCAACACGAUCUACGCCGUCGGCGGCGAGUCCGGCGCCAACGCCCGCGACACCCCUUGCGCGGCCGGCAUGUACAUCAUCGACGUGUCGGACCCGGCCAACCCAACCUCCCCCGGCUGCAUCCCGCAAGACGGCUACGUGCACGACUCGCAGUGCGUGACGUACAACGGUCCCAGCGACAAAUACAACGGCCGGCAAGUGUGCUUCAACUACAACGAGGACACCCUGACCAUCAUGGACGUCACGGACGGCCAGAACCCGGGAAUCAUCUCGCGCACCCCGUAUGACGGUGCCGCCUACACCCACCAGGGCUGGCUGACCGACGACACCAUGAAGUAUCUCCUGCUGGACGACGAGCAGGACGAGAUGCGUGGCACGGAUCCCAAUGCUGACGGCCAUACCACUACGUACAUUUUCGAUAUCUCUGACUUGACCAACCCCGUCAACACGGGCUACUACAAGAGCCCGGCCAAGUCGAUCGACCACAACCAAUAUGUCCUCAACGGCCUCACCUACCAAGCCAACUACGGCUCCGGUCUCCGCGUAGUCGACAUCUCCGGCGUGCACGAGGACCCGACAGGCGGCAACUUCGAGGAGACCGGGUUCUUCGAUUGCCACCCGGAAGACGACGAUGUGAACGGCGAGGUCAAGUUCCUCGGCACCUGGUCGGUGUACCCGUACUUCAAGUCUGGGUACAUCCUGCUUAACUCGAUUGAGCGGGGGAUUUUCUCGCUUAAGUAUACUGGUCGGGAGGCUAAGUUUAACAACUAA